UCUACCACCUCUUCCCUCCCCCCUUCUCGUGUGACCACACUCAGCUAUUUCAUUUCUCUCCCAAGACCCAGACAAACCCUGCACCCGCCGCCUUGUGAAUUCCGCCUCGCACGUAUUGCGUCUGUUAGACCUUCACCAUGUCGGACGACAAGGCAACAGACUACACCCUCAACAACCCCGACACCCUCACCAAGUACAAGACGGCCGCAGAAAUCUCCGAAAGGGUUCUGGCUGCAGUGUCGAAGCUAUGCGUGCCCGGUGCCAAGAUCAUCUCCAUCUGCCAGAAGGGUGAUGAGCUCAUCGAGGAGGAGCUCUCCAAGGUUUACCGUGGAAAGAAGGUUUCCAAGGGUUUCUCGCACCCCACCACCGUCUCGCCGGCUUCCUUCGUCACCCCUUACACCCCCCUGGCGAGCGAUGAGUCCGAGGCGUCCCGUGAAAUUCAGCCCAAUGAGCCUAUCAAGAUUCAACUUGGUGCCCAGAUUGACGGCUUUGGAUCCAUUGUCUGCGACACCGUGCUGGCCAGGCCCGAGGGUGAGGAACAGCAGGAGGUCACUGGCCGCGAGGCCGACCUGAUCCUCGCGAAUUACCAUGCCAACGAACUUCUCCUUCGCCUCAUUCUUCCCCCGGGCUUGCUGGCUUCUGGGUCGGACGAGGAGAAGGCUAAAGCGGCCGCCGCGAAGCCCCCUACCCAAGCCAAGAUGACAAGCUUGCUGGAGAAGGUCGUCAAGAGCUACGAUUGCCACCUUGUCGAGAGCACUACCUCGUGGCUGUUUGACCGCAACGAAAUCGAGGGUUCCAAGAAGAUCGUUCUCGCCCCUGCCGAUGGUGUCAAGGGUGAGGGCAGCCCCGAGAUUGGAGAAGUAUGGGGCGUCGAGAUGGGCGUGAGCUUGGGUUCGGGCAAAGUGAAGCAGUUCGAGAACAGAGCGACUCUGCACCGCCGCACGCUCCAGACCUACGGUCUCAAGCGUCCCACGUCGCGCAAGAUCCUGUCCGAGGUGCAGAAGAAGUUUGGGACGUUCCCUUUUAGCUUGCGCCAGCUUGAGGACGAGCGCGACGCCAAGUCGGGUGUUGUGGAGUGUGUCCGCGGCAACGUGUUCCGCCAGUACGAAGUAGUCGGUGACAAGGACAACUCGCCGGUUGCUCGGCUGCUGACUACCAUUGCCAUUACCAAGAACGGCAUCACCAAGUUGGGCGCGGCCCCACCGCUAGACGUGAGCAAGUAUAAGACGGACAAGAAGAUUGAGGACGAGGAGAUCCUCAAGAUCUUGGAGCAGCCUCUUUCGAGGAAUACUGGCAAGAAGAACAAGAAGAAGAAGAAGAAGCCCGCCAAGAAGGCGGCUGAGGAGGGAUCGGAUGGGGAGAGCGACGAGUAAGGCCGAGGCACCGGGUUGACUAAAGGGGAGAGUUAGUACCGAAGAACUGUCACUCGAGAGAUGCAGCUAUCUCGGUUGGUCAUGAAAGCCGGUCUUUUUGCUGGGGUGUGGGCUUUGCUUCAAGGCGCGUUGCAGACUUACGCCGUACUACGAA
Molecule: messenger RNA, 1527 nt
Organism: Sodiomyces alkalinus F11
Lineage: Eukaryota; Fungi; Ascomycota; Sordariomycetes; Glomerellales; Plectosphaerellaceae
Product: Creatinase/aminopeptidase
Exons: 4
Coding region: 138-1373 (411 amino acids)
Source: RefSeq, a predicted model, not a curated record